AAAAAUCAGGUGGGACGCAGCUGAAGUUGGUGAUGUCAUUUCCUAAUUAUGGACAGGCGCUCUUCAAACCCAUGAAACAGGAACGGCAUGAGGAGACCAAUGUGAAUCUAUAUUACUUUUCUGACUUUGAGAGGCACAAUGCUGAGAUCGCAGCCUUCCAUCUGGACAAGAUACUGGGUUUCAGAAGGGUGCCUCCAGUGGUUGGGAGGCUUGUUAAUGUAAUAAAAGAGAUCAAAGACAUCACCACCGACCAUAAACUGGUCACAACAUUUUUCACUUCUCCAGUGGGGAAUGCAUGUUUUUAUGGCCAGUGUUCCUAUUACUGCUCCACAGAGCAUGCUAUCUGUGGCCGUCCCCUCAAGAUAGAGGGGUCUAUGGCUGCUAUGUUGCCAGACCUGAGUUUUGCACCACGUCGCUCAUGGAGGAGUCCCUGGAGGCGGUCCUACAGCCGAAGCAAGCUGGCUCAGUGGGUGGAGAGUGUGUUGUUUAAAAAAUGGGAGAUGGACUCCAACUACUGUGACUCCAUAAAAACGACUCCUCCCUAUGACCGAGGCACUCGAUUGGUGGAUCUGAUCGACAUGAGCAUUCUGGACUUUCUAAUGAGUAACAUGGACAGGCACCACUAUGAAACGUUUGAGAAGUUUGGCAAUGACACAUUUCUCAUACACUUCGACAAUGGAAGAGCGUUUGGACGUCAUUCUAAUGAUGAACCAUCUAUAUUGGCUCCUCUUGUGCAGUGCUGCAGGGUCCGUCGUUCCACAUUGCUUCGUUUACACCUGCUAUCUCUCCAGUCGUAUCGGAUGAGUGAUGUCAUGCGUGCAUCUUUGUCUCAGGACCCCCUUGCAGUGGUGGCCCCACUCCUCACUGAACAACAUCUUUCCGCUUUAGAUCGUCGCCUAGAAACAGUCAUUAAAACCAUUCAUGACUGUCUACAGCAGCAUCAACAUCACAGUGAUGUCAUACAUGACGACAUCGGCGAUUACCCUGGGGCUUGAUGUGAUAUUAUUUAGAUCAAAUACAGCUGUGCCUCCAAUUGGGCUAUAUCAAUGCAAUGGCUCAUCAACUGUAUUGUGACAUAUGUCAAAUUCAUGGGUCCAUAACUUCAAAAUGGUACAGUAAACAUGAAUAUUAGCAUGCUGAUAGACAAGCACACUGGAUACCAGGGGCGAUUGUAGGAUUUUCAUUUAAGGGGGGCUCAGCCCCCAAUGAGGGUAUAAUAGUACAACAUACAAAUAAGUAAAUAAAAUAAAAUAAAUCUUUGACUAAUAGGGUAGGUUGGAAUACUAAACUUAUUGCAGUAUUCCACUGUAUUGCAUAGAUGGGUAUAACAUUUGAGUACUGAAUAAGCCAAAUACAAGUCUUCCUGAAUCCUGAUAUUCUUUAGCUUGGGUAAACAAAUCAUUCUUGCUUGGUUGGAAUAGCAGCUACAGUAAUUAUGUCUCUAUUUGGUUCUGAUUGACAUCCCGUGGUAACUAGGAAUUGGAUCCAGA
Sinocyclocheilus grahami is the source of this 1490-nucleotide messenger RNA. RefSeq names its product family with sequence similarity 20 member C, like (gene fam20cl). Gene Ontology annotation, biological process: enamel mineralization; protein phosphorylation. The record is from RefSeq and is a predicted model, not a curated record. The coding region runs from base 33 to 995 and encodes 320 amino acids. Lineage: Eukaryota; Metazoa; Chordata; Actinopteri; Cypriniformes; Cyprinidae. Gene Ontology annotation, cellular component: Golgi apparatus. Gene Ontology annotation, molecular function: phosphotransferase activity, alcohol group as acceptor. The transcript is spliced from 9 exons.